This is a messenger RNA of Diuraphis noxia (Russian wheat aphid), 1258 nucleotides long. RefSeq lists its product as uncharacterized. The record is from RefSeq and is a predicted model, not a curated record. Gene Ontology annotation, biological process: purine nucleotide metabolic process. Lineage: Eukaryota; Metazoa; Arthropoda; Insecta; Hemiptera; Aphididae. Gene Ontology annotation, molecular function: GMP kinase activity. Gene Ontology annotation, cellular component: cytosol.
AACCGAUAAGGCAUGGGCACUGAUAUUAUUUGAUUAAGUGAUAAAUGAUAAUGGAAAACGGUAGCAGCUGUGCGCAAUGCGCAGUGGCGCCGAACGUGAAUGUCCGUGGCCCGUGCUCGGAUGGUCGUAGGGAAGCGUAUCGUAUCCGAUUUCGCGGCUCGUCCGUCCCCGUCAAACGGUCGAACUCACAAGUCACAACUUACUCCACGUUAUCGUCACGCCGACCCGUCGAAUUCCGUCUGCCAAGUGCCAACUUACUGCACAGGCGCACAGGACAGGUAACGUUUUAAGUUUGCUUUUUUUCAUUCUAAUCGCGACGCUCGAGUGACGAAUUCACUGACGAUUACUCGACCAAAGUACCAAGCACAAAAACAAACGACUACACCGCAGCAGCAGGCUGGCGCCUACAGUGUUUACUAAUAAUUGUAGACGACAGACCGUUUCUGCGAUAAUAAAAAUAAUAAUAACAUUAUGUUUUGGCGGACCCCGCUCGCGAUUAUAAGAGGUGUCACGACAAAAAUGGUGCGACAGAACUCUCGGCUGUUGGUGGUCUGCGGUCCGUCGGGCUCCGGCAAGUCGACGCUCCUUCGCAAGCUGUUUGACGAAUAUCCUGACAAGUUUGGCUUUUCGGUGUCGCAUACCACACGAUCGCCGAGGCGUUUUGAAGUGGAUGGCCAACACUACCACUUCACUACCAAAAACGAGAUGCAAGCAGCUAUCGAACGAGGAGACUUCUUAGAACACGCCAUCUUCUCUAACAAUAUGUAUGGUACCAGCCUCAAAGCAGUACAAAAUGUUCAAAAGUCUGGCAAGAUUUGUGUUCUUGAUAUUGACAUGCAAGGAGUCAUUCAAAUAAAAAAUGUGACUUCCCUGAAACCGGUCUGUGUAUUUGUCAAACCUCCCAGUAUUGGUGAACUCGAAGUACGAUUGCGCAGGCGGAAUUCAGAGUCUGAAGAUAAUCUACGAGCCAGACUGAAUGUCGCUCAACAGGAAAUCAACUACGGAGAAACGCCUGGAAACUUUGAUUGUAUUAUUAUAAACGAGUCCUUAGACAAAGCAUAUAAUGUAUUCAAAGAAUUUGUUUUGAAGUCCUUUGAAAGUGUAGAAAAUUAAGUAUACACAUACUACCUAAAGUAUUCAGUAUUUGCAACUCAGUCAGUAGGUUUUAGUUAUUAUAUUCGUAAAAUGUUUUUGUUUGCUUUAUGAAAUAUUGCUAAAAAAACAUUCUAGAAUAAUAUUAUACCUCGUGUUAUACUUA